AUGGACAAGAUUGAUAGAUUGCUUAAAUGGGCCAACGACAAUGGUGCCGAUAUCUCAUCAAACAUAGAAUUUAGAGAAAUAAAGUCUAAUUAUUUUGGAGCUAUUGCAACGACCAGUGGGAAAGCAUCAAUUAGAAUUCCAAGGGAGUUGGUGAUUACGUGUGACAAGGCCCUGGCAUUAUUCAAAGAUGCAUAUAAAGAGGCAAGCCACGGCUCUUUGUUAAAAGUUUACCUUUGCUACCAACAAACGCAGCAUGAUUUUUACAAGCCCUAUUUGGAUUUACUCCCAUCCCUAAAAGCAAUUGAUUCUCCGUACACUUGGUCGGCUGAAGAAAAAGCGUAUCUCAAGGGAACAAACUUGGGUAACUCUUUGAGGGAAAACAUUGCUUUCUUGGUUGAAGAGUGGUGGAGUGCAGUUAAUUUAUUACCAGAGGAUAUACCCAAACCGGAACUGCAUUUCAUAAACUUGAAAUUUUAUUACGAAAACAAGUUUUACACUGAUGACGACUAUUACAGAUACUUUAACGACGUUGAUACCGACAACUGGACCAGCUUUCCAAACUACCUUUGGGCGUCACUCAUUCUUAAAAGUAGAGCCUUUCCUGCCUACAUUAUUGAUCCAAAUUUACCAAAGAAUGAGCCGAUGUUGUUACCCGUUGUUGAUUUGUUGAAUCAUAAUCCAAAGGCAAAGGUCGAGUGGAGCUGUCUAGACGGUGCAUUUAUUUUUGAAUCAGAUGAUGUUUCCAAAGGUGAAGAGCUUUUCAACAACUAUGGCCAAAAGGGAAAUGAGGAAUUGUUGUUGGCAUAUGGUUUCGCAAUUGAAAAUAACCCAGCCGACUCCUCCGCAUUAAAGAUCAAGAUUCCAGAUUCAAGGAUGGAUGUGGUUAAAGAUUUGGGUAUUGAGCUACCAUCGAUACAUGAUUAUACAAACUCAGUUGUUGAACAAGCUCCAGAAGCAAAAACUGAACAGGGCGAUGGUGUGCUUUUUUACAUCAACCAGGAGCAAAUUCCAGACAGUUUGAUUCAAUUGUUCCAAGCUCUCGUGCAAAACCAAUGGGAAUCUGGUUUCACGUUACGCAUGAAAUUUGCCGGGUUGAACCAUCUCAGGGCCGCUCUUGAAACGAAAAAGGGUUUGAUGAAUUUAAAUGUUCCCAAUGAUACCACAGGGCACAAGUAUAUUCGGUGGUACAUUGAAUCGCAAAAUGCCAUCUUUAUGUCUGCCAUCAAGAUCAUCAAGAGGCAGGAAAAGCAGCUCCUCAGUGAGUAUAAGUCCGACUUGACAUCAUUGAAAAGUGUUUACAAAAACGAUGUCAAGUUUCAACAAUCGUUACUUUUCCUAGGCUUUAGCUCGUAUGAAACAGUGUUGGAGUCUGAAUUUCAAGACCAGUGUUGGCUAUUAUGGUUGAUUCGCUGUUACAAUAAGGACAAUUAUGGAGAUGAGAACCUACCACAAUGGAUCCACGACCUAUUUGUUCAUCUUAGAAAGAUUACUGAUAUCUCAACUCAAGAGGUUCUAAACUUUAAGCCUAUCCAUGAUGCCCUAGUUCCUGACUUGGCCAAGGCGGUUCCUGAAAUUUACAAUGUGGGAGAUUGGUCAAUAGCUGAGUUCAUAAUUGCUGCCAAGUUGCUAGACACAAUUUCCUUCACGAGGGGUAAAGAGCAGGAGUGUAUCAUAGUACGCCAAAAUUACAAAACGUAA
Messenger RNA from Lodderomyces margitis, 1698 nucleotides. RefSeq names its product protein-lysine N-methyltransferase. Gene Ontology annotation, biological process: peptidyl-lysine monomethylation. Gene Ontology annotation, cellular component: nucleus. The record is from RefSeq and is a predicted model, not a curated record. Bases 1 to 1698 code for a protein of 565 amino acids. The transcript has a single exon. Lineage: Eukaryota; Fungi; Ascomycota; Pichiomycetes; Serinales; Debaryomycetaceae. Gene Ontology annotation, molecular function: protein-lysine N-methyltransferase activity; protein binding.